Molecule: messenger RNA, 148 nt
Organism: Racocetra fulgida
Lineage: Eukaryota; Fungi; Glomeromycota; Glomeromycetes; Diversisporales; Gigasporaceae
Source: the annotation of a GenBank genome assembly
AGUACCAAAAAAACGAGGACCACGUCCACAUCGUCGAUUAUUACUUAAGUCACUUUUUGAUGAAAACAUUGCGAUUUCAGAGGCUACAAUUAACGAAUUGUGUCCACAAACGGAGCAUUUUUGUAUUCAUGGUUGCAUCGUGCGGUGA